Molecule: messenger RNA, 414 nt
Organism: Histoplasma mississippiense
Lineage: Eukaryota; Fungi; Ascomycota; Eurotiomycetes; Onygenales; Ajellomycetaceae
Exons: 2
Coding region: 1-414 (137 amino acids)
Source: RefSeq, a predicted model, not a curated record
AUGAGGCUCUUGAUGGCGACAGCGCUCAGGAUCAUUUCCAAGUUCCUCUGGCCUUACGCCCUCUUCCUGAAAUUCGUACUCGCGAAGGAGUCCUCCUUCUUAGGCACCCUCCCUAGCGUUGGAGAUCUGGGCUCUUUCCAUAACACGACAACCGUCACCGCAACCGGCGAGAAACUGCCAAACGAGCGUCAUUGCACACUUUCAAUGUUUCCAGGUCACGCCAAAGUCCAUAUUUACGUUGAUCACACUAAUAAGAUGGCGCUCGACGACAUGAAAAGUGCUAGGAGAAAGCGUAGUUCGACAAGGCAAAUCUACCCCGGACCCAACCCUGUCCUCAGGCACCUACCCUUCUACGUGAAAGACAUGGCAGCAUUGCUCACAAAUGAUGACGAUACCCUGUUACUGAGUACCUGA